Messenger RNA from Penaeus vannamei (Pacific white shrimp), 951 nucleotides. The record is from RefSeq and is a predicted model, not a curated record. Lineage: Eukaryota; Metazoa; Arthropoda; Malacostraca; Decapoda; Penaeidae.
GUUUCGUGUUAACAACAAUUGUGGUUUUCAUGAUAACCAUGACGACUGAAGCGGCUGUGACGAGCUUUGUGCCUGAGCGCCCUGCAGGUGUGACUCUUGAUGGAUGUUCGCUCUUUCAUAUUUGGAACCACGCAGUCAGACGACAGCGCACGACUGCUCAGGCGAAUGAAUCACCUGUCAGGACCUUGCUGUCACCCGAUGCCUUCCUGAUGACCAACCUGGUGCCUCAAGACGCCCCUCACCCUCUUUACAGCAGUCAGUUUACUGAACUCUGUAAACAAUUCCUUCUCGACCAUAUGCUAGACGUAUCAGUUGACCCCAAUGACCCGAGGGUGACGUCACCUGGUGGACUUCCUGCAAGCACUCUGGCGGCGAAUGACGUGGUAUUUCGAAAGGACAGUCAAGGUAAAAUCACCGUGAACGACAAUCCCGUGAAGGAGGUAGAGACGCUGUCCGAUGGCACCGUGAUCUAUACGAUCGAUAACAUCCUGUUUGAUUACCGGCAACAGAUUCAAGAAGCAUUCGAGAAGCUUAUGGAAGAAGAAGCUUCAAAUUACCCCUUGGAGGGUCCCCCCUUUUAGGCGGACGAUCAUAACUGAAGAUCCCAAAUGCCAAGCUAGAAAAUAUUACAUUGUUUGAUUACUGUUGAAUAUGGAUGAUUUUAUAGCAUAAACAUCUUUCACUUAUACUUAUUUCGUUGUUUCAUGGUUGUGGAAGGAUUAUGAUGUGUCAAUUAUCGAUGUGAAAUAAAAGUAUCUGGAAUAUAUGCUUUAUACUCUGUAUUCACGUGUUUUAUCUGGUGACUUGAGCCCCCCUGGAAUGUUUUCUCCACGGGCGAAAAAUACUGACGGUCCGGGUGUCUGGAGACGCUUAUAGAGUCUGUCUUAGGUUAAAAAGUGCCACAUUAUUAAUUGUAAGAAAUAUAUAUUACCAUACAUGACAUAUAACUUU